Molecule: messenger RNA, 5148 nt
Organism: Pecten maximus
Lineage: Eukaryota; Metazoa; Mollusca; Bivalvia; Pectinida; Pectinidae
Product: lysophosphatidic acid phosphatase type 6-like
Exons: 11
Coding region: 80-1450 (456 amino acids)
Biological process (GO): dephosphorylation
Molecular function (GO): phosphatase activity
Source: RefSeq, a predicted model, not a curated record
UCGAAGGUAAAAAAGCUGGCUCAGGGAGCCGACAGUCACAACAAAAGGCGCCCACAACGGUUUAAGGGAACUGGUAAUCAUGAAGUGGACAAUUUUAGCAAGUUCUGGUGUUCUCGGUGCCGCUAUCUGCAGUUGUACUGCGAAGACUUUGUUAGCUGACAAUGACCCGACAAUCCGCGAAGACGUUUCGCAAAAUCAAAGUACGGAACACACAUUGACUUUGAAACAAGCACAAGUCUUCUUCAGACAUGGUGCUCGGACAACCAUACACACGAUCCCAAAAUUAGACGAGGCUGUCUAUGAUGCUAAUAUAUUGAGACAUUUAAUCCCACAUACAGCCUUCGACCUCGACAUGGUUGACCUUGUAACAGGGGGACCAAAGAAAAAAUCGCACCUUGAUGAUCACUACGCAAAAAAGAAGUUGUCGGGUGGCUGUGUGGCAGGACAGCUGACUACAGUAGGACAACAGCAGUGCUUUUUACUGGGACAGAAACUCAAGGAAGAAUACAUAUACAAAGCAAAGCUCAUCACAGAAGAUUUUGAUCCCAGCAGAGUUUUGGGUCGGUCAACAAAUGUCCAAAGGACAAUAGAAAGUUUACGAUGUGUUAUGGCUGGAAUGUUUGGUGUUCAAAAUCUACGGAAAAUAGCUCCUGUGAAGGUGUAUGUUGCUGAUUCAAAAGAUGAAGUCCUAUUUCCUAACAUUCAACGUUGUCAUGUAUUAAAACAAAACAACCACUCAGUGCUAUUUCACAUUGCUGAUAAACCUGAAUAUCUGCCAUACAGACACGAGCUGGAGAAAGUUUUUGGUGUAAAUUUUAAAGAUCAUGUAGGAUUAAAUUUUGUUGGUAUUCGUGAUGAUUUAGUAGCACGUAAGGCCCAUGGUCUACCAGUGCCUCCCUAUGCCUUGCCUCUAUGGGACAUGAUAGAACUAAUGGCUAGCAAGAUGAUGUAUGCUACAUUUUGUGGUCAGCACAAAGCAGAGCGUCAUUUGAUUACGAGACUAUCAACUGGACCCCUUAUGACCUACGUGAUGGAUAAUAUACGAGACCUUGAGGAAAAUAAACGGGAUGCUAAGAAGCUGUUCCUGUUCGCAACACAUGACUCCACGAUAGUUGGGAUGCUAGGGCUGCUGGGUAUAUGGGAUGAACAAUGGCCGCCCUACUCAGUAGAUCUGCGAUUUGAACUGUAUGAAAAUGAAAAAAAUGAAAAGUUUAUUCAAGUUCUCUAUAAAGGAAAGCCAAUGAAAGUUCGGGGAUGUGACUCAACGUUAUGUUCCUUAAAACAGUUCAGACAAGCCAUGAAACCUUUCAUGAUACGUGAAAAAGAGUUUCACUCGAUCUGUAAUUCUGAUAUACUUGAACAAAUUGAUAAAGAAAUCAAAGAGGAGGAGAAAGGUGAAAUUCAGACUGAGGAGGUUCGGGAGCAAUCAGAAACACCAGCAGGAAUGUGAUGUCUGGACAUUUUAACAGUACAAUCAAUUUGUCUUUCACAUAUCACUUAUAGUGUGAUUGGGUCCCUAUGGUUUUCAGGGAAUCAUGAUCAUAAGAGCCCGUCCUCCCUAGUCAGUGGGGACACUCCUGAUAUUAUCAUGACUAUUCUCCACCUUUUUUAACUUAUAUAAAACCUGAUUGUUAUGACUGGUAUACUGUAAAUGAACACAUCUUAGUGAUAAUCUUAUUUUAACGCUUUUCCUGGCGACAAAAAAAUUGCUAAAUUGUGAUUCCUGUGGCAAUUAUUUUUGGUGUGCUAAUUCAUUGUUCCGAUAACUUGUUUAAAUUCAUAAAUUCAACAAUACAUUAAACUUUGAGUCUGCUAAAAUAUGUUUGUCUACAGUAUAGCAAUUUUAAUUAUGAGGUGGAAUUUGGUUCGCAAUCUGUUAUUUGCAAAGAUUAAUUGAAAAGUCUUCAGACAUUUACAAUGAAAGUGUUCAUUUUGCUCCUUUAUAAUUAACAAGAAGUGCUUUAUUUAAUAGUGAAGUAAUUAUAUAAAUAUUAUUGAUUUCAACCAAAAUAGGGGUUAACUUUAAUUUACCAUAAUUUAUGUGUUUAGUUGAAAUCAACAUUGAGUCUUCAUUGUGUCUGUCUUUCUAGUCAGUAUUAUACAUAUCAAAAAUUCAAAUAUUUUAAACUAACAAAAUAUGUUGUAGAAUGUACCAUAUAAUUUAUAUUACACAUUGUACAUAAUAUAUGUAAUCUUAAUGAUUACAUUUUUACCAGUGAAAUAUCGAAAAUUAUUCAUUCUCUAAAUGCAAUAUUUUUCACUAGUAAAAAAAAUUUCACUUUUGAUUUGACCAAUCAGAACACUGCUUACAAACGACAAUGCGGAAAAUUAAGAUUUGCAUAUAGCUUUUCUUCAUAUUAUAUGACAUCAUAAUUCAUGAUAGAAUACAUAACGUCACUAUUUGGGGUACAUUUGUGAGCUGUUGACAGGUGACAGUAAUGAAUUCUGGGAGAGACUGAGCGGCCUCAGUAUAUUCUGCAAUAAACAGAAUCUUCAGUAAUACACUGCCCUCCAAAAGUUCUGUUACACUUGGAACGUUUAAAUCGAAUGGCUAGCCAACAAAAUUUGCAAAAAAGUGUUGUAAUAUCCGUAAGAUAGUCCAUUUGUAAGUGACGAUUGCAAAUUAUUUGAAAAAUACCUCAUUUCUUUGAAUUUGCAGGGAAAGGGAAUGGAGGGUCUUAUUUUCCAUAAUGUUCAAAAAUGAAUAAAAAUAAGUUGUUUCUUUCACUGACACAGAUAAAUUUGUUUAACAGAUUAACAGUUAAAAAAAAGUAAGAAAUGCAUUUUUGAAAUUUAUAUUAAACAAAGAGGAAAAUUUCCAGAAUGUUGCUUUUAGAGGAUUUCCAUUGUAACAAAACAUAUGCACUGUUGAAAAAUGAACAUUAGAAAUCAUGAACAAAAACAUCCUAAGAAGUUAUGAUUCUAACAAAUUGUAAUAAAGACUUUGAGAUUAACUUUGCUGUAUUUUACGUAAUAAUUGUAACAGGACUUUUGGAGGGCAGUGUAUAUUUCACUCAUGUGGCUAAUAUUUAUAUUUUUCAUGCGUGCUCGUGAAAUAUAUUUGAUAUUAUUGAAGACACUGUUUUAUAUCCUCCAUAUAUUCUGUUUUUUAACUUAUAAUAUUUGUCUCCAGCGUAAUUUUGUCAGGAAAUGGUAGCACAAGUUAUUCCAAUUGUUACCAGAUAUUAAAAACAUGCAUGUAGAGAAUCGUUAAAAUUUGUACAUUUUCUUUAGUAUUAGCUGUUAUCAUUGAGAUAUUCAUGUCAACUCUUCAUAAUUUAAGCCUGCCUUUACCUGUAUAAUCUUGAUAUUUCAAGGUCUUGUUAUUGAUUUUAUGAAUAUUCAUCAGAUGAACACCAAUAUGGUGUGAGUUACAGUCUGUGGGCUGCGGUGGCAAAGUGGUUAAGGUAUCCCGACACUUUAACACUAGCCCUCCACCACUAGGUUGCGAGUUCGAAACCUACGUGGGGCAGUUGCCAGGUACUGACCAUAGGCCGGUGGUUUUUCUCCAGGUACUCCGGCUUUCCUCCACCUCCAAAACCUGGCACGUCCUUAAAUGACCCUGGCUGUUAAUAGGACGUUAAACAAAAACAAACCAAACCAAACCUUUGGAACUUUUUAUAUCCUUGUUGUACUAUAUACAUUCUUAAUGUCAUUUACGACUGAAUUUUGUUAUCACUAUUUCUCAGUACAAAAGGGAUCUUUCUAAAAUUUCAUAUGUAGGUUCCCUUUGGUCCCUAGUUAUGCAGGCAGUCAUCUUGUAUUUUGACAAUUGAAGUUUGUUAUCGCUAUAUUUCAGAAAGUACUUAAGGGAUCUUUCUCAAAUUUCAUAUGUAGAUUCCCCUUGGUCCCUUAUGAUGCAUUCAGCAUUUUUGGACCAGUCAGAAAACAAAAUCGCCAGUAGUUCAUAUGUUCAUUUCCUUUGGUCCCUAGUUGUACAUAUUGCAUUCUGGGACCGAUCAGAAAACAACAUGGCUGAUUGGUGGCCAUCUUGGAUUUUGACAAUGGCAGGUUACUCCUGCCAUAUCGUGUUUUAUAAAGUUAUUAAACGUUUUGAAAGAAGAGUGAAAGAAGGAAUAAGAAGAGAAAAGAUUGCUCUUUCAUUUGACCGAUAUGGAUCAUUCAGUGGUGGGCACAAAGAUCCCUCUUUGAUCUCUUCUUUAUUUAACACUAUAACAGUCAAAAAGUAACUGACAUGUCCUCCAUUGUAGCCUAAACAUAUAAUACCAAUGUUCACCAGUACCAGGACUAAAUUUGUGAAGUCUUUGCUGGUCGACAAUCAGGGAAUGUCUUUGUUGUACACAUUAGGUUAUUUGAUUGUGCAGGUAGAUCUUAGAACAGGGGGGGGGGGGGGGAUUAGUCGACAGGCAUAGUUUGUACUACAACUUUACCAGCCUUCUCCAUGAGUAGUUAGGUAUACACCAGUCACGUAUUUGCCUAUAGAGCCAUUUUACCAGUCUUUUCCCCAAAUAUUGACCUGCAAGUAUACACCAGUAUUGUCACGUAUCGGCCUAGUACAAUCUAUUAGGUUUGGUUUUGUUAAGUGGAAAUUAAUAAAUACCUGGGCCCAGUUGUUCAAAAGGUGAUUAGCUUAAUCACUUGAUUAGUGAAAAUUUCAUUACUCAUUUAUUGAAAAAUCUGUGAGUAUAUCGUCUUGAAAUAAUGCCAGUUGGAAGAGAACUAAGAAUUACAGAAUUUCAUAAAGUUUUUUGUCAGAUUAGUUCUACCAGAAAUUAUUAUAUAUUUGAAAAAUAUUGUUAAAAUGUGAUUAGCCUAAUCACCUUUUGAACAACUGGGCCCUGGUGUAUAUAUUAUUACCAUGUAAAUGACAUCAUGUAUCUAUAGAUGGAAUUACAGGCAUCUGGUUAGUAAUGAUAGAACAAAAAAAAUAAUGGCCCCUAUUACUACUGUAUUAAUAUAUGUUGUAUCAAUAUAAACAGUGGAGAAGAAUGGAUCAAUAUAAACAGUGGAGAAGAAGGCUAACAUUUUUUGUAGAUACUUAUCAGAUCUGUGAAUGGAAUGAUGUGUCAGUACAUUGAAGUUUACAAAGUUAAAAAAAAUACCUGAUCAAUUUAUCUUAUUUGAAUAACUUGUUUUGUUAUGAUUUAACAAUAGAAUACUGUAAAUAAAAUAGAUACUUAAUGAACA